Molecule: messenger RNA, 9137 nt
Organism: Carassius gibelio (silver crucian carp)
Lineage: Eukaryota; Metazoa; Chordata; Actinopteri; Cypriniformes; Cyprinidae
Gene: spega
Product: striated muscle enriched protein kinase a
Exons: 34
Coding region: 669-8522 (2617 amino acids)
Biological process (GO): protein phosphorylation
Molecular function (GO): protein binding; protein kinase activity; ATP binding
Source: RefSeq, a predicted model, not a curated record
GCAAAAUGCAUUAUUAACAAAAAUCACCCAUUUUGCCAUUUUACUGUUUUUAUUUUUUGUCAUAACGCAACAUUUUCCACCAUCACCCUCAUUUCAGGGACCAGUUGGACUUUAUAAAAAGGGAAAAAUCUCCAUUUGUCCAAACCCAGCCAUUCCAAAAUGCUCAAGGUCCCAUUACCCUAAGUGAUGAAGAGCCAAUAACUGAUCCAACAACUGCCCACAGUGGCACCAAUGCCUCCAUAAAUGGAGCUGAGCUACCUGUUAAACUCACAAGCUCAGCUCCAUCUCAAAGCAGUGGUUACCAAGAGAAAUACUCCUGCCAAACUCCAAAAGCAUCACAGGCAAGUUCCAAAAUCUUAGACAAAGUGAGAGCUUUUGAGGAACAAAGACACAGCAGUAACAUACCAAAGUUGUCUUCAUCAAGACUAUCUUGGGGCUUCAAUCGAACAUCAUCCUGCAAUCCUGAGGACAUUAGGAGUAAAUCAGGUAAGCUCCAAGACAAUUCCAAGAGUGAUGUGGCACUCAAGAGGUCUUUCUUCAAGAAAAAAGCAUCCUCUCUGGAUGAACAAACAACCUAUGUACAGAAAAAUUUUCAAAGUAAACUCUCAGAAGAGCUUCACAGAAUAAAAAGACUUGUUGGAAAGUCCAAUAUCAAGAAAGCCUUUUCAAUGGAUCAACUCACACAGACUGACAAGCAGUCCACUGAAAACACUGAUUCAGUUCCAGCCCAGGUCAUUCAAAAAGUUGAAGAGACUACUUAUUCAAAGGAUUUACCAGACUCAAAAGAAAGAUGGUCAGCCUUGCCAAAGGAGGAAUCACAACAACUACAGAAAAAGAAACUGGCAGAUGAAUCAAAACAACCUGAAAGGAAAUCACCUCCUGAUAUUACAGAAAACCAGUGGAGGAAACAUUCUAAGCCCAGGCAGCUGAUGGACAGGCAGGUCAUCAGUGAGAAGGUCACUUUCAGUAAAAUACCAGGACAAUGUUCACCAAUGGUGCCAAGGACAAAUAUGUCCAGCAAAUUACCAAAAUCACUUGCAGAAAUACCACCUUCUCAACCCCUAAUGCAAGGAGGUUUGGUGCAAGCACCCCAAAAACCUCCAAGGUUGUAUGAUUCCAUUUCCGUGCGCCCAAAGUCAUUUAAGGAAAGGGAGGAGAAAAAAGACUCAUCGCCUAAAAUGGCCAUACCUACAAUUGUGGUUGAAAAUAAGCCUGUGGAUGAAGAGGCACAUAAAGCAGAGAAAGGUCAAAAUGAAGUUAACAAACAUGAAGGAAAAAUAACCAGGAGAAACAGAGCUCUUGCUGAGUCAUCUCUGACAAUUACCAGACCAAUGCAGGAUGUGAAAGUCAAGGCGGGAGAGAUGGCCUUAAUUGAAUGUUUCAUAACUGGGCCACAGACUGUGGAAGUUGAUUGGCUGGCCAAUGGGAAGCUGAUACAGCCAGCACUAUUUGAUUGUAAGAUGCAAUUUGAUGGGCACCGAUGCAGUCUUCUGUUCAAAUCUGCACACGAAGAUGACAGUGGAAGUUAUUCUUGCAAAAUCAGUUCAGCUAAAGAAGAGCUCAUUUGCACUGCUAAUCUUCUGGUGAUUCCAUCUAAGGAGCCACUCUUUACACGGAAACUGGAGGCACUGGAGGCUACCGAGGGCCGUUCUGCACAAUUUGAUUGUAAAGUCAGUGGAUCUCCCCCACCUGAAGUAAACUGGACUCAUUGUGAGCAACCUGUUGUGGAGAGUGAUAAUAUUCGCAUUCUCAGAGUAAAUGGGCGAUACUCUCUGUUCAUCACUCACAUUAACAAGGAGAGUGAGGGACUGUACACAGUAUUUGCUCGAAAUGUUCAUGGAGAAGCAGAAAGCUCAGCUGAACUAUAUGUACAGGAACCACGACAAGCCAUAUCUACUCACAUGUCAAGGUUAGAGAAGAUGCCAUCAAUCCCUGAGGAGCCUGAGGUGUUUGAGGGAGAGGUGGAACACAGGACAAUGCCAGACUUCAUAAAACCCCUCAGUGACCUGGAAGUGAUAGAAGGGAAAGAAGCAGUAUUGAAGUGUAGGGUGACAGGCCUGCCAUAUCCCAAAAUCAUUUGGUACCACAAUGGCACGAAGAUAGAAAGCUCUGAUGACAGAAAGAUGAUACAGUACAGGGAUGUUCACAGUCUGGUCAUUAAUUCUGUGUGUAAUGGCCACAGUGGUGUGUAUAAAUGUGUAAUCUCCAAUAAAGUGGGAAAGGCUGUCUGCUAUGCUCAUUUAUAUGUUGCAGUUAGCCUUCCUGAGCCACCUGAUGGUCCUCCAGUAAUUGAAUCUGUAACUGGGAGAACAGUCUCACUGAGCUGGAAAAUACCAAAAAACCUAGAUCCAACCAUAGAUCCUGCUUCACUUAUGUACAUUGUUCAACAACAAGCUCUAGGCUCCACCCAGUGGACAACCAUUGCCUCCAGCCUCAAAGACACCUCUUACACUGUCACCUCUCUUUCUAAAGGAGUGUGUUAUUCCUUCAGAGUCCUUAAUACUACUGGAAAAGCAUCCAGCAAACCCUCCCAGCCCACUGACCUGGUCCAGCUCUGUGACAGAGGACAGUAUUUACACAAAGCACCAGUCAUUCUGGACAAGCCUGAUAUUGUGUAUGUGGUUGAAAACCAGCCUGUCACCAUCACAAUAACCCUUAAUCAUGUCCAAGCAACAGGCACAUGGAAAAGAAGGGGAGUGAUGCUUCUCAACAAACCUGGUGCAUUAGAGAUGACCAUGCCUGAUGAUGACCAGCAUGCCCUACACAUUGCCAAAGUGAAAAGCACGGAUGUAGGUCAGCUGAUCUUCAUGGCAAACAACCAGUAUGGCAGUGACCUCUGCACUCUGCAGGUGGCAAUGGCAGUGCCUCCUUCAUUUGAGACCAUCAUGGAGGACUUGAAUGUGUGUGUGGGGGAAACAUCCCGUUUUGCUGUGGUUGUAGAUGGGAAACCUGACCCUGAUAUUCUUUGGUACAAGGACAAUGUCCUUCUGACAGAGAGUAGUCAUUUUACCUUUGUGUAUGAUGACAGAGAGUGCUCGCUUGUGGUUCUCAAUGCUCAGCUAGAGGAUGAAGGGGUCUACACUUGCACUGCAAAGAACCAGGCUGGGUCAGUGUCCUGUAAAGCUGAGCUUACUGUUCAUACUGCCAAAAAUGUGGAGGAGGAGGAAGAGCAAAUGGAAGAUGAAGGCACAAUUCUACGGAGGAUGCGUAGACUGACUGAUUACUACGACAUACACAAAGAAAUUAACAGAGGGGCUUUUUCAUACAUCAAGCGAGUGACACAGACAAAUGGGCAAAUAUUUGCAGCAAAAUUCAUUUCAUUACGGGCAAAUACAAAAGCUUGUGCUCUGAGAGAGAUGACCCUGCUGUCAGAGUUAGACCAUGAGAAGAUCAUCCACUUCUAUGAUGCAUUUGAAAAGAGGCGUGUACUGGUCAUUAUUACUGAACUGUGCCACGAAGAGCUUUUGGAAAGAAUAACAAAAAGAACAACCAUCUUAGAAUCUGAGGUUCGGUCUAUCAUAAAGCAGCUACUAGAGGGUAUCAUCUAUCUUCACCAGAAUGACAUAAUUCACCUUGAUAUAAAGCCUGAAAACAUCCUCAUGGCAGACCAAAAAAGUGACCACAUUCGUAUUUGUGAUUUUGGCAAUGCUUUAAAAGUCAAACCAAAUGAAGAACUGUACUGCAAAUACGGGACACCAGAAUUUAUUGCUCCUGAGAUUAUAAACCAGUCACCCAUCUCUAAAUCUACAGAUAUUUGGCCAGUGGGUGUCAUCACUUACUUAUGCCUAACAGGAGUUUCUCCAUUUGCUGGGGAAAAUGAUCGUGACACUUUGCUGAACAUCAGGAACUAUAAUGUUGCCUUUGAGGAGAGCAUGUUCAAAGACCUUUGCAGAGAAGCAAAAGGAUUCAUCAUAAAGCUCCUUGUAGCAAGCAAACUGAGACCUGAUGCCACAGAAUGUCUUCUUCAUCCUUGGUUCAAGUCACUGGUAAAGGGAAAGAGUAUCAACACAACAUUACAUAAGCAAGUGUUAGCCCGACGCAAAUGGCAGUGUUCGCUGAUUAGAUACAAAUCUAAAAUGGUGAUGAGAUCCAUAUCAGAGUUGCUGGAUGACUCUUCAAGUCAUGUGUCCCUUGCUGUGCCCAGAAACCUUAAAGGUGGUUCCCCACCUCCAUCAUCAUCCUCCGAUUCAGAUGAGGACAUCGAUGAACUUCCUUUCAUCCCUAUGCCUCAAACAAUGAUGUUCUCUGGAUCAAGGAUGUCACUGACUGAGAUCCAUGAGGAUGAUGUUGAUGUCAUUAGAGGAUCCGAUGAGUCCUACCAAAAACACAUUAAUCGUCUGGAAGGCAUCACAGAAUGUCACACAGCUGAUGGACAGAGGGAUGUAGACCAACUGGAGAUUGAAGAAAGGACUGUGAACUUGAAAGAAUCCUUCCAAAUGGGUUCGAGUGUAGAAGCUGGUCAGGUAGCAGGUAAAUCCAGAAGAGCGCUAAUGCGAAGAGGGAGUUCUGCUGAUAGUGCUCUUCUUCUACAGAUCACAUCUGAAGAUGAUAAUAUGAACAAUAUUACAGAAGAUGGCCAAAAGCACAUGCAAAAGGCAGUUUCCAUGGAGCUGCCAUACAAGAACAAUAGUCCAAAUACAGGGAGGCUUAGCAAGGAAGAUUAUGCUCUAAAACUGGAUCUUAUGCGGCAGAGGUUGCUAAGAGGAGGCACUGUUGACAAGAACAUGAGUGGUCUUCGCGGCCCCCUUCUUGAGACACUGGGUGUUGAUAAUGAGAGACGAACUGCUUCUUUGGAUCGUAACUUUAGACGUGCCAAGUUAAAUGCUUCAGAAGUUCCUCGGGCAUUCUCCUCUGACUGCCAUGAGGAUACCUCUCCAAAUAUUAGGAAGAGGUCUUCUUUAAGGGAUGGAAACUCUGAGUCAAUUUCACUACAUAGAAGAUCUGGAGCCCCACUAGAGAUUCCCUCCAUUUUGUCUGGGGACCAUAACUUGUUGGAAGCCACAUCUCCUCUCUCAGAACAAACAAAGGAUGGCCCAAAGCCUGUGUUUCCAAGAGAAAUUUCUUCCAAACCACCAACUCCAGACAUAGAAAAUAAACAGGCAUCUAAGGAAGAGGCUAUUGGUGCCAUCCAAAGUAUGAAUACAUAUCAGCCUGCAUCUAUAGUAGAUGACAGUGAUAAGAAGGUAGAGAAGAUGGAAGAGCACAUGCUCUCUGAAGACUGUGUGCCAGGAAAGAUAAAUAAAAGUACUGAAUCUUCUCUCGAUAUACUUCCACAUGACAUAUCUUCAAAUUAUUCCAGUAAAUUGCAGGUAAAUGGCAAAAAGGAAUCAUCUGUUGCAGUGUCACCCACCCCUAUCUUGAAAAUCUCAGAGCCAGAUAUUCAACCUAGCACUGGACAUCCAGUUGUUUAUGCUUCUGCUUCCUCUGCAUAUCACCCAUCUCUUAGAACUGAUAUUAAAGAUAUUGAUUCAGAGGAAAUUUUUGAAGCAAGGUUUAAGAAGAGGGAAUCAUCUUUGACACAUGGUCUAAAACGAUUGACAAGGACCAAGUCUGAAGAAAACUCACCUGUUCUCCCACAGAAAUCAAAUGAAGAGGUUUAUCGACCUCGCCCUGUAGGUGCCCCGUUGGAGUUUGGACCUAGAGGAUUAAAGGAAAAAUCCAAAUCUGUCCAAGACCUCAGGGAGGUGGAGAAGGAACCUGGCCUAGGAUUUAUUGGAAGAUUCUCUAUGCGUGCCAAACUGCAAUCAAAAAAAUGGAAAGAGGAAACCUCAGAUUCUGUAGCUAACAGACGUUGUGUUACCUGGGCAAUAGGACGUAGCAAGUCCCUAGACAAAAAAGAAGUUGAGAUAGGAAGCACUGAUAACACUAUGGAUACAGAGAAAGAAAAUAAAAAAAAAAAUUGUAAGAAGGUUGCUGAAUCACCUGUCCUUGCAGUCCGACGUAAAUUUGAAUCGAAUGUUUCAGGAAUAUUUGAUAGAGUGCAUAGCAAGUCAAAAGACACUAAGGAUAGGGAAACUAAACCCCACAGUGAUGAAGAAACUCUAAAAGAAGAGAGGCAAGACAUAAAGAAAAUCAGUGAUUCGCCAGUUCUGGCACUCCGAAAAAAGUUUGAGUCAAAAGUAUCUGGAUUUUCAUUAGGAAAACAAGGUCAGUCUGACAAGAGUGAGGGAGAGAAUGAGGUUAAAAAUGAGGAACAGAAAACACCUUUGUUCUCUCGCCAUCGGCGCUCUCAAUCUGAUGGGAUCAUUCACAAGAGUGUGAAAAAUCCAGAGAACCAAGUUCCCUCAAAAACUGCUUCUACAUCAUCCAAAGAGACAUUGAUCUCCUCUUCUAGUUCACACUCUAUACAAUCCUCUCAGACUCCUGAAAGUGACAUCAGAAAUAGGUGGGACAGAUGGGGUUUGUCCAGAGGCAAGAGAGACAGGACACCAUCAAAAUCAAAUGCACCUCAAAUUCAGAAAGAAGAUUUUCCUCCAGUUUUCCAUAUUACACUAAAGGACCAUGUUCUUCUUGAAGGAAAUCCAGUGACUCUUAGUUGUCUUCCAGCUGGCAGUCCUGAGCCAAAAAUAUUAUGGAUAAAAGAUAAGAAACCUUUGGAGAUUAAUGACAAAAUGAGCUUAAUGGCCUGCCCAGAUGGAAGGCAACUUUUGAUGAUCAUGAAGACCUCUAAGAAGGAUGCAGGAAUAUAUGAAUGUGUCGCCUCUAAUAACCUGGCCUCUGCUACUACUUCCUGUAUACUGUCCAUAGCCUGUGUUCCAAAACGACCAGGAACUCCAGAGAUUCCACAGAUAUAUAAUAACACUGCUCUGGUGCAAUGGAAACCAUCAGACUCCAAAGUUCCUUGCACGUACACACUUGAGAGAAAAUGUGAUGGUGAUGAUAAGUGGGUAACUGAAGCUACAGGCGUGACUGAUUGUUUCUACAAUUCCUCUGUAUUUCUAACUGGUUCCACCAUCCAAUUCCGUGUAGCAUGUGUAAAUAAAGCUGGCCAAGGUCCAUACAGUAAUGUUUCAAAGGGAGUGAAAAUUAACGUUGAAGUGCCACUGCUCUCUCAGCCUGCUGAAAUGAAGACACACCCCUCGUCUCCUUUUUCUAUUGCUGCUGUGACUACAUCUGCUUCUACAUCAGAAGAACCAAGUGUUAGUCAGUCCAUUAGUCCUAUUCCUGCACAGUCUGAUGGCAUCUCAAAUACUUCCUCUGAGAUGCCCAUUUCUCACUUAUGCCCAAAGAUGUCAAUCCCUCCUCUUGUUUACCCCAAGCCAACAAGCACUAUCAACAUGGUUCACCCUGUUACCCAAACCCAGACAGUACCUGCAAGGUCAUACACAGCUCCACCUUCAAUAGACAGAUCGGUUUCCCCUGUCCCUUCAUAUGUUACAGCCACUUGUUCAGUUGCUCCCACCCCUGUCUCUCCUUCUGUGAUCUUGGUCAGCAGUAUCAGUCCAAUAGGAGAAGGAGCGAGCUCACCCACACCAGAGACAAUUAUGGAAAGAGUGGUAUCCUCCACCAAAACUGAGACCACUUUGAGGCAAGGAGUUCCUCAGAAACCAUACAGCUUUUUGGAUGAGAAAGCCAGGGGACGUUUUGGAGUGAUAAGGGAUUGCCGAGAAAACUCAACAGGCAAGAUGUUUAUAGCAAAGAUUAUUCCCUAUGAUCAGCAGGACAAGCAGGCGGUCAUAAAGGAGUAUGAGAUCCUCAAGUCCCUCCGUUGUGAAAGAAUCAUGGCCCUACAUGAAGCCUUUAUCACACCUCGCUACCUUGUACUCAUAACAGAGUACUGCACAGGCAAAGAGAUCCUGUAUAGUCUCAUUGAAAGAUUUUGUUACUCUGAAGAUGAUGUAGUGGGUUUCAUUGUCCAGAUUCUUCAGGGUUUAGAAUAUCUCCACAACUGCCGGAUUCUUCAUCUGGACAUUAAGCAAGACAACAUCAUAGUCACCAACCUCAAUGUUAUUAAAAUAAUAGAUUUUGGCAGUGCUCAAAGGUUUAACCCCCUAUCCCUCAAAAAGUAUAGCAGGGAACUUGGGACUCUGGAGUACAUGGCUCCAGAAUUGCUGAAAGGGGAUCUAGUAGGACCCCCAGCUGACAUCUGGAGUUUGGGAGUUCUUUCCUAUAUUAUGCUCAGCGGUAGACUUCCUUUCCAAGACAAAGACCCAAAAUUGACAGAGAACAAAAUCCAUGCCGCAAAGUUUGACUCAACUAAGCUCUACCCAAAGGUUUCCCAAAGUGCCUCCACUUUUUUAAAGAAGACAUUAAAUGGCUAUCCGUGGUGUCGACCCACCAUUAAGGACUGCCUCAAUCAUUCAUGGCUUCAUGACUCAUAUCUAAAGAAGCUGCGUCGACAGACCUUGACUUUCACUACCACACGGCUCAAAGAAUUCCUGGAGGAACAUCAGCGCAGAUGUGCAGAGUCAGCUACUAAACACCAGGUCCUCCUGAGAGCCUACCAGAGUGGGUCUUCACCCCAAACCUCACCAACCAAGCCUAGUUCACCAAGCACACCUAUCAGUGAAGAAAAACAUUGACUUUGAACAGGAUAAGGACAGUGUAGAUUUUGACAGGAAGCAAGGGGGAUAGAGAGAGGGAGACAAGAUUGGGAAAAGUCUGUGAGCCAGGACUCGAACUCGGGACACGAUGUCGGCAUGCUGCCAACGAGGCUAUCGGUGCUGACAUCAUUUUGUUUUUUAAUGUAGUUUGCUACAUGUUAUUCAUCCAUUUGGACUUAAAUUUGAUUUGAGAAUGAUUUUAAGAAUUGCAGAAGCAGGCACAGUAAUAGGGCCUGUUUAUGAAAAAGAAUACAAUAAUACUGUUACAGAUUGUUUUCUUUAGAGAAUUCUUAAAAUACACAAACUUGUCUGCAGUGUAAAAUGCUGAUUUAUUAGUGUUUUAAAUAUAUAGAGUGUAAGUAACAUACUGUUAAGCUUCAUUCAAGUUUAGAAUCAUGCUCUGGUGUUUCAACUUGUUUCUAAAUGCAUUUAUAAAAACUUGUCAAACAAAGAAUGAAAAUGUUUUCUUUUGUCAGCUCAUUAUGUCACUUCUAUUACGUAGAUCUCUUUGAUGUACUUUUACAUUUGAUUUUAUAUUUCAAACUGUGUAUAUGGCACUAUUUGGCAUGCCUUUCAAUACAAUGUUUCAUUAUA